Messenger RNA from Paramecium octaurelia, 638 nucleotides. NCBI's taxonomy places the organism in Eukaryota, Ciliophora, Oligohymenophorea, Peniculida, Parameciidae. The record is from the annotation of a GenBank genome assembly.
AUGGGCUUAUCUUUAGAAUAAUGGGAAUACUUAAAGGAAUUGAACGAUUAUGUCUGGAUGACAUAUAGUUAUUAUGGGAUUCCAAUACAAAUUGUGAUGAUCAUUUACAAAAUCUUAUAUCCUGUAUACUGGCAGGGUGUGAAAAGAAUGGAACAAUUUCCAUCGCUUUUAUAGGGUAUUAUACGAUGAACCCUUUAGAUAAGUUAAUUAGACCUUUCAUUUUUUAUGGGCCAAUUUAUUACUUAUUCGACAUUAUUGUUAAAGUUGGAAGUGGGAAAGCAUUUGAAUCAGCAUGCAGUAUGUCAUUCUUCUCGCAUCAUGUGAUAACAUUGCUAUUCCUUCCGUUUGCAGUCUAUAGUAAGCAUGUGCCUUGGUUUAUCAUUGUAUCUAUACUAAUGUAUCUAUUAAUAGAGCACCGGAUUAUUCCAUGCUAUUCUGCUAUGUUUCAAACGCAGUUACUUAUAAUAUAUAUAUCUGGUGGCAGUUUUAUUAUAUCAUUACGGGAUUUUGUAGCCCCCAUUUGACAAGUAACAAAUUUAUUUUUAUGUAGUAUGAUUUAAUACAAAUUAUUAAAUAUAGGAACAAUCUUGCUAUAUCUAACAAUUAUAGCGUUGUGGUUGAAUGGUUGUUCUCAUUGA